ACCCGUCCAGGGAAAGGAGGAAGGAGGAGGAGGAAGGAAGAUGGAAGGGAACCGAGACGAGGCUGAAAAAUGUAUCAACAUUGCUUCGAGAGCCAUGGUGGUGGGGGACAAGGAGAAAGCUCUCAAGUUCCUCCAUAAAGCAGAGAAGCUCUUCCCUACACAGAGAGCCAAAGCCUUAUUGGAAGCACUCACCAAAAACGGCAGCUCCGCAGCUAACGGCGCUCAUCGUAGACGAACGACGAACGAUAGCGGCGGGCAGGCGGCGGGUGAUCGUGCGGAGUCGACGGGAGCCGAAACCUCCAAAGUCUUCACGCAAGACCAGGUGGAAGGCGUGCAAAGAAUAAAGCGCUGCAAAGACUACUACGAAGUGCUCGGCGUCAACAAAGAAGCAAGCGACGAUGAAUUGAAGAAAGCGUACAGGAAACUGGCGCUUAAGUUCCACCCGGAUAAGAACCACGCUCCAGGAGCGACGGACGCAUUUAAAAAGAUUGGUAACGCGUAUGCGGUGCUGAGCAACCCGGCGAAACGAAGGCAGUAUGACCUCACGGGAGGCGAGGAGCCCAGCGGAAUGCCGGGUCACGGGCACAGCGGAGGCAACGGGUUUGACUUCCACAGAGGGUUCGAGGCUGAUAUCACGCCGGAAGACCUCUUCAAUAUGUUCUUUGGAGGAGGCUUCCCUUCCUCAAGUCCACAAUCGUUCGCCAACGGCAGGACGAGCUACAGCCAUCACGCCGAUUACCGACAAGAGCGCACAGAAGAAAGAGGCGAUGGUGGUUUCUCCAUGUUUAUUCAACUGAUGCCCAUCGUAGUCCUCAUCUUGGUGUCCAUACUGAGCCAGAUGAUGGUUUCGCCGCCACCCUACAGCCUCUACUCGCGACCGUCCACGGGUCAGACGGUGAAGCGGCAGACGGAAAACCUGCGCGUGGACUACUACGUCAGCAGGGACUUCAAGUCGGAGUACAAGGGGGUGGCGCUGCAGCAGAUCGAGAAGAACGUGGAGGAAGAUUACGUGGUCAACGUUAAGAAUAACUGCUGGAAAGAGAGACAGACUAAAACGGACCUGCUAUACGCCGCUAAGGUGUACCGGGACGAGCGCAGGCGCAAGAAGGCCGAGCUCAUGACCAUGGAAAACUGCAAGGAGCUGGACAGACUGACAAACCUCUUUCGAGGCGGAUGACUUUUCCAACACGCUUUUAGAUCUUAAUAUAUAACCAUAGAUGUCUAUGUUCAGGGAAGAUUUACACAGGAGAAAAACCCACUGCAAAUUCCUCAUCUCAUACAUCACCGUUACAUCCCAAACAAACUCGACAUUCCGGGAAAGACGAUUUGGUGACGUUUCUUCCCUAAAGAAAAAAAAAGUUGUGAGCACAUCCACCUGUCGUUUAAUGCCACCAAUCAGCUUCCAGCAUGAAAUCGAUAUCCGUGUGGAAAAAGGAUGCAAACGGUGAAAUGAACACUGAAGUCAUUUUGGGAUACGCGUUCAUAAGAUGUACAUUUUUUUUUGUUGGUUUGUUAGACCUUGCUGCAGUUAUUUAAGUAAUUAUAGAGGAAAGUCAUUUUCUUCUAGACUCAUCAGUCAAAUAAAGACAUAUUAAUAACUGGA
Messenger RNA from Corythoichthys intestinalis (scribbled pipefish), 1603 nucleotides. RefSeq names its product DnaJ heat shock protein family (Hsp40) member B14 (gene dnajb14). The record is from RefSeq and is a predicted model, not a curated record. The transcript has 8 exons. Gene Ontology annotation, molecular function: Hsp70 protein binding. Lineage: Eukaryota; Metazoa; Chordata; Actinopteri; Syngnathiformes; Syngnathidae. Bases 41 to 1177 code for a protein of 378 amino acids. Gene Ontology annotation, cellular component: endoplasmic reticulum membrane. Gene Ontology annotation, biological process: cellular response to misfolded protein.